This is a messenger RNA of Vollenhovia emeryi, 1240 nucleotides long. RefSeq lists its product as uncharacterized. Gene Ontology annotation, molecular function: protein heterodimerization activity; transcription coactivator activity. The transcript is spliced from 6 exons. The record is from RefSeq and is a predicted model, not a curated record. Bases 133 to 1002 code for a protein of 289 amino acids. Lineage: Eukaryota; Metazoa; Arthropoda; Insecta; Hymenoptera; Formicidae. Gene Ontology annotation, cellular component: SAGA complex.
GACUGUAAACAUAGCACAGCGUAUGAUAUCCUUUGGCGCGUACAAACUUUUAGUGCUUAUUUGAAACUUUGGUUGUUAAACGAGGAGGCGCGAAUACAUCUACGAAUUUUCUGCCUGCUCUUCAGGUGCGCGAUGAAGUCCAACAAAAACGUGAGUGACGAGAAACCAUGGGGAGAGUUGGAGCCUAAGGAGGACGUGGUCAAGCAGGAAGUGGUAACGCCGGAUCUCAUUGAGACCAUUUGGCGGCAGGUCAUGGACGACUCGAACAGCACCGACUGCGACUACCGGAACGACCGGCAGUCCGAAUACUUGCAGCUGCCGAUGGGAAAUCUACACGUGCUGAACACCAUAAAUCUUCAUCAGCAGCUACGCACGAUGGACGAAGGAAACGUGCUUGGGAACAUGACAGUCAUCGAGUCGCAGGAUUCGAAGAAAACAAGUUGUACGGGUCUAUUUAAUUUUCUGCCUCAUCAGUCAAGAAGAGACACGUUUAAGGACAGUUCCACUGUGCAUCACCUGACGCCGCAGUCCGCGCGGAAUCUGCUCAGGCACGCCGUGACUACCCUGGUGGCGCACAUAGGAUUCGAAAACUCGUCGGAUGUAGCUGUAGAGACGCUCACCGACAUCGCGGAUCACUUUCUCAGGCGGAUAACUCUUCUGUUGAAAGUAGCGAGUGAACAGAAGGAUCGCGGAUUUCCCGACGCCGUGGAGAGAGUGCUGCUGGAGACCGGCGUGGGUGGCGUGUCGGCGUUGCACGACUUCUAUCAGGAGUACGUCUUGAAGUUCGAGGAGAACACGAGGAGGAAGGUCGAGGAAGCGAUGGAGAAGCAGAGGAUGGUCCUGGACGAGGCGGCCAGCAAGCUGCAGUUCGAAGAGCUGGACGAGUUCGGCAACGUGUACCGAAAUGUGCCGACGUUGCAGCUGCUCGAUCCCGAAAUGGGCUUCACGCCCAGCCUGGACGCGGGCUUCCAAAUGCUCUAUAGCCUCGAACAGGACGAGUAGGCUCUACCUCGGCGCGCGAUCUCGCGCACGUCCGGUCGUGUAUUCAGAAUUGACGAUCUUACUGCCUGGAGAUUGAAUAGCAUGGACGGAGGCGAAUGUGAGCGGUUCCCCGAGCGCGGGGCACCGGUCGAGCGCAUCCGUGGAAAGUAAAGAGCGAUGUUGACGAUCUCCUGUAUCGAGAAGGUGCAUAUUGAGGUUACCAAGUCCGAAAUAAAGAAUUCGAUUUUAUUCUUUCGGA